Molecule: messenger RNA, 1734 nt
Organism: Drosophila nasuta
Lineage: Eukaryota; Metazoa; Arthropoda; Insecta; Diptera; Drosophilidae
Gene: ND-49L
Product: NADH dehydrogenase (ubiquinone) 49 kDa subunit-like
Exons: 2
Coding region: 118-1719 (533 amino acids)
Biological process (GO): mitochondrial electron transport, NADH to ubiquinone
Cellular component (GO): respiratory chain complex I
Molecular function (GO): NAD binding; oxidoreductase activity, acting on NAD(P)H; quinone binding
Source: RefSeq, a predicted model, not a curated record
CUUAUCAAUUUACCCGGGAGCCUUUCAUUACACCUUAUAUAAUAGUGCAUAGCUUUCAAAAACCCCAAAACAAUUUCAAAGUUUCAGCUAGUUGAGUCAAGGAAUUUAAUUUGCAGAAUGUCGCGACAUAUGGAAAAGGUUCGCCAAUUGGCCGGUAAAUUGUUCACUGAAUCCGAAAUAAGGCGAUUUAAUGCGUAUCGCAAUAACUUUCGCAACAAGUAUUUAAAAUUGGAUGCGUACAACUUUAAGUUAUCGUUGAAGAAACCCACAUUGUCCAAGUGGCCGAACAUGCGUUUCUUUUCUUCUGGCGAUGCUCCAAAAACCCCCGAAGAGUGUUGUCAAGAGAUUCCUGAUCAUAUGCAGCAAAAAUGUGAAAUUGAUUGGGAUGCCAUUCGGCCGCCGGGAGAACCUUACAAGUGGCGAGACACUCACUAUUGGAAUCCGGAUCCAGAAUUCUACCAGAACUUCGAGCAUGUGGUCAUGUAUCCUCCGGGAGAUAAGUGGAAGAAGCGUCCCGAUGCCACUGAUCGCUGCUAUCCGCCCGUGGAUCGCACAUUCCGCACAAAGUUUAUCAACUUUGGACCCGCUCAUCCGGCGGCUCAUGGUGUGCUUCGCAUGAUUCUCGAGCUGGACAAUGAGACUGUGUUGUCCGCGGAUCCGCACAUUGGACUGCUGCAUCGCGGCACUGAAAAGCUGAUCGAGUACAAAACCUAUUUGCAGGCGUUGCCCUACUUCGAUCGCCUCGACUAUGUGUCGUGCAUGGUCUGUGAGCAAGCCUAUUGUCUGGCCGUGGAGAAGCUGCUGAACAUUGAGGUGCCACCGCGUGGCAAAUACAUACGCACUCUCUGCUCCGAGCUGAUGCGUCUGACCAAUCACACCAUGGCCAUCUCCUCGGCGGUGCUCGAUUGCGGUGCCAUCACACCGCUCUUCUGGCUCUUCGAGGAGCGGGAGAAACUCUACGAGUUCUCAGAGCGUUUGUCGGGUGCACGUCUGCAUGCUGCAUAUAUAAGACCCGGUGGCGUCUCGUUGGACAUGCCACUCGGCUUCAGCGAUGAUCUGUACAAUUUUCUAGUGCAGUUUAAGGAGCGCCUCGAUGAAGUCGAAGAUGUUGUGACCGAAAAUCGCAUUUGGCGCAUGCGCAACAUUGGCAUUGGCAAGAUCUCUGCCUCUGAGGCCCUCAACUGGGGUUGCACGGGUCCCGUGCUGCGUGCCACAGGCAUUAAGUGGGAUCUACGUAAGCAACAACCCUAUGAGGCAUAUGCAGACAUGGAUUUCGAUGUGGUUAUUGGCUCUCAAGGCGAUUGCUACGAUCGAUAUCUGGUGCGUAUGGGCGAAAUGCGUCAAUCGAUCCGCAUCAUGCAACAGUGCAUCGAUCGCAUGCCACCUGGCCCAGUAAAGGUCGAUGAUCGCAAGAUCUGUCCACCACGACGUGCCAAGAUGAAGACCGACAUGGAAGAUCUGAUACAUCACUUCAAGCUCUAUUCGCAGGGCUUCACUGUGCCGCCCGGACAAACCUACACCUCAAUUGAGGGGCCCAAAGGCGAGUUCGGUGUCUAUCUGGUGUCCGAUGGCACCUCCCGACCUUAUCGCUGCAAGAUCCGGCCUGCUUCCUAUAUCCAUCUGGCACUUAUGUCCAAGUUGGCGCCACAAUUCCUGCUGGCCGAUAUUGUGGCCAUCGUUGGCUCACUCGACAUUGUAUUCGGAGAAAUCGAUCGUUAAAUCUUGAAAUUGUAA